Messenger RNA from Cyprinodon variegatus (sheepshead minnow), 2697 nucleotides. It is a transcript of the gene tial1, whose product is annotated as TIA1 cytotoxic granule-associated RNA binding protein-like 1. NCBI's taxonomy places the organism in Eukaryota, Metazoa, Chordata, Actinopteri, Cyprinodontiformes, Cyprinodontidae. Gene Ontology annotation, molecular function: RNA binding. The record is from RefSeq and is a predicted model, not a curated record. Bases 243 to 1355 code for a protein of 370 amino acids. The transcript has 12 exons.
GUAUAAUUUCAUAUUUAAAGAAACACAGUUUAUUGUAAAAUUAGCAUUUUCUACUGCCAAAAGUUAAACAAGUUUAUGGUUUCACAGCAAGGUAAUUUCCGGAAGUUGUAGCGUGACGUAAGACGUGAGCAGAGUUAGCUAGCUUCUGAGCUAGUUAACGAGUUGUUGUUUCAGGGUAUACUUUUAGUUAUUUAACAACCAAGCAGCGGACAUUUCUGCCUAGGUCAUAGUCGAUAUAAAUUAUGGACGACGAAAGCUACCCAAGAACACUGUAUGUGGGGAACCUCUCCAGGGAUGUUACAGAGAUUUUGAUUUUACAACUCUUCACCCAGAUAGGACCCUGCAAAAGCUGCAAAAUGAUCACAGAGCACACAAGCAAUGAUCCAUAUUGUUUUGUGGAGUUCUAUGAACGCAGAGAUGCUGCUGCAGCCCUGGCAGCCAUGAACGGCAGGAAGAUUCUAGGAAAGGAAGUUAAAGUUAACUGGGCAACCACCCCAAGUAGCCAGAAGAAAGACACAUCCAAUCACUAUCAUGUUUUUGUUGGGGAUUUGAAUCCAGAGAUAACUACUGAAGAUGUCAGGGCUGCAUUUUGUCCUUUUGGGAAAAUCUCAGAUGCUCGUGUCGUGAAGGACAUUACAACUGGCAAAUCAAAAGGGUAUGGAUUUGUGUCCUUCUACAACAAGCUGGAUGCAGAAAACGCCAUCUCACACAUGGCGGGACAGUGGCUGGGAGGGCGCCAGAUCAGAACAAACUGGGCAACACGUAAACCGCCAGCUCCCAAAAGUGCUCAGGACAACGGUUCGAAGCAGCUGAGGUUCGAUGACGUCGUGAACCAGUCGAGUCCUCAGAACUGCACGGUGUACUGCGGUGGGAUCCAGGCAGGACUCACAGAACAUCUGAUACGACAGACGUUUUCACCGUUUGGUCAAAUCAUGGAGGUCAGAGUUUUCCCAGAAAAAGGCUAUUCUUUCAUCAGGUUCUCCUCCCAUGACAGCGCUGCACACGCCAUCGUUUCUGUAAAUGGCACGGCCAUCGAGGGACAAAUGGUGAAGUGCUACUGGGGCAAAGAGUCCUCUGACAUGGCAAAAAACCCACAGCAGGUUGAUUACGGUCAGUGGAGCCAGUGGAACCAGGUCUACGGAGACCCACAGCAGCAGUAUGGUCAGUACAUGGGCAACGGCUGGCAGGUUCCUUCUUACAACAUGUACGGACAAACAUGGAACCAACAAGGAUACGGAGUAGAGCAGUCGCAGUCAUCAGCCUGGAUGGGCGGAUAUGCCUCCGCACCGACGCCUCCCGAUGCCGCCAUGUCCAACGUUGGAAAUUAUAACAUGGCCGGCUAUCAGAUGCAGUGAGAUGGAUCCGACCUAAACGGAGCGCCAAGGGAAUAUAUACGGCACUUUUCAUCUGAACAGGAGAAACCAAUACAGCCUUUGUGGCUCAGAGUCGGUCCCUUUCAAACCCCCGACCCACAACUGGUUUAUAUUGUUUUAAAAACCUAUAUGGCAAUGAAAAACUAUUUUUUUGGAUUAUAAGAGAACGCCAAAGAAACUAACCUGGCCCAAAUCCUGAAAAGAUAAACCAAAGUAUUUGGAUCCUUGAAUCUUAGUCGUUACCUUUGGAGGAAAUCUGCUAAUGUCUGAGUUUUCCAAACAGAAACACAGACAACAAAAACAAAAUUGUUUUUCAAAAUUUAUAACUAUUUUUUUCCAAAAGAGCCUCCAAAUUAUUCAGCAGCUCACAGGAAUCUGAUAAGGAUGAAAACCUAAACCUGAAUUAUUCUUCCACUUUGGAAGAGUUUUAAAAAAAUAUAUUUGAAUUAAAAUUUACCAAUAGUUCUGUGAUAUAUAUAUAUAAUUUUUUUCUUUAAAGACAGGAUAAACUUUCAUAUUAGUUUUCAUCUUUAAGGUUAGUGUCUGAAUGCUUUGUAUAAAUGAGUUUAUAGGUAGACCAGCACUGAGCUUUGAGGAGAAAUCAGCUCCAUGUUGGUCUACAGCUUUAGCCUAUAAAAUGUCAAAUUUAAAUUGGAUUUUUUUCCUCUAAAUAAAGUUUGUAUAAAAAGAGAUUCUUAAAAAGCCACCUUGAAGAAUUUUUUUUCUAUAAUGAGAUGCAUGUCACAGACAGUGACAGGUUUAUUUUCAGAGGAUGCUGCUGCCAAGUUUUGAAUUUCUGGAGUUAAAUCUGAAAAUAAAAGGCUUUAUCUUUUUAUAGUUCCUGUAAAAACAUUAAAAUGGGUGAAAGUAACUUUAAAAGUUGGUGAGAGGAUUUUUUUAGAUUUUAUUUUAAAUGGUUUAAAGCACUUCUUUCUUUUCUCGGCUCCUUUACAGGUCUUCAUUUCUGGUUGGUAACAGGAUUUAUUAAACUUCUUUUUUUAAUCCUCUCCACCUUGGGUAACUUGUUCUGAUUUAAGACAUUUCUUAUAUCAGAAUAUUUUUUUUGUAUCCUGCUGUUUGGGUUUUAUUUGUCUGUGUGAUGUGUCAGAAUUUAAAGGGCAUGAAUCAGCAUUUUGUUAAGUUUUUCUUUUAACUCGUUUUUAGAUUUCUACCUCCAGAUUGAUUAUGACUUCCAUGUUAAAAAUUAAAGAAGACACAAACAAGCAAGAGCGCAUUCAAGAGUUGCUAAAACAUGUUAAAAAAGUACAUUUCAUCCAGGAAAAAUUUAACACUGGUUAAUCUGAAUUUAAAACUUUAAAGUGAA